CCGACUUGCCCUCAUAUACAUAUAUAUGAAACUUGGACUUUUAUUUGAUUCACCAUUUGAUUUGAAUCACGGCCGUCAACUACUGUUGGAUACUUGGAGGAGAAGUUUUCACUGAAAGUGAAGUCUUCCAAUAAUCAAUUCCAUCUGUUUGGUUCUUAUGCUUGUCUUUAGGGAUCAAUCAAGCAGAGGAUGAUGAAGAGAAGGGAAAAAGGUACAAUUGAUCCAUAUUCACGCGAAAAGCUGGAGAUGAAGAACAUGAUGAUUAGCAUGCUGCCUCUGGAAUGCAUCUCCCAAAUCAUCUCCCUUACAUCCCCUUGCGACGCUUGCAGAUCAUCUCUAGUCUCUUCUGUCUUCAAAGAAGCUGCAGAUUCAGAUUUUGUAUGGGAAAGCUUUUUGCCUUCAGAUAUUAAGCAAAUCAUUUCUAGAUCCAUAUUGCCUUCACCAUCAUCCUUGAACUCCAUCUCCAAGAAGGAUUUGUACUACCAUCUUCGAAUUCAACACCUGCACAUACUCUUAGAUGGUAACAUGAUCUUUGCACUAGAAGAAAAGAGUGGAAAGAAAUGUUAUAUGAUAGGGGCAAGAGGGCUUUCAAUUGCAGGAGAAGAAGAUAAACUUGGUUAUUGGCAAUGGGCAACCGUACCAGCAUCCAGGUUUUCUGAAGUGGCUGAGCUGAAAAAUAAAUUGGGGCUUGACAUCAAGGCACACAUAAAGACUACAAUGUUGUCACCCGGUACAACCUAUGCAGCUUACUUUGUGUAUCAGCUCUUAGGAUGCAGGUUUGGGUUUGCGCAAAGGCCGGUUGAGUUUCGUGUAACUUGGGAACAAAGUCGAGUAGAAGCGCCGUACCAUGACGUGGUGCUAGACCCUUGCACAGUGUCUCCAGGAGCUCAAUAUAGAGAAGAUGGGUGGAUGGAAGUGGAGAUGGGUGAGUUCUUCGUCAAAGGAGGAGAUAAUGCUACUGUAGAAUGUAGUGUGAGGGAAGUUGAUGGCACAAAGAGUGGCCUCCUUGUGGAAGGCGUUGAGUUUAGGCCUAAGCUAGACGUCUAGUACAUGCCAUAAUGAGAUGAAAUGUGGAACCUUUCUCAUGGUUUCAGAUAAGUUAUGACAACCUUGGUUUAUAUUUUAACAAACUCAGCUCCAUCCAA
Messenger RNA from Argentina anserina (silverweed cinquefoil), 1145 nucleotides. Its product is annotated as putative F-box protein PP2-B12. Gene Ontology annotation, molecular function: protein binding. The record is from RefSeq and is a predicted model, not a curated record. NCBI's taxonomy places the organism in Eukaryota, Viridiplantae, Streptophyta, Magnoliopsida, Rosales, Rosaceae. The coding region runs from base 190 to 1047 and encodes 285 amino acids. The transcript has 4 exons.